Babjeviella inositovora NRRL Y-12698 is the source of this 1819-nucleotide messenger RNA. RefSeq lists its product as uncharacterized. NCBI's taxonomy places the organism in Eukaryota, Fungi, Ascomycota, Pichiomycetes, Serinales. Gene Ontology annotation, molecular function: RNA lariat debranching enzyme activator activity. The transcript has 2 exons. The record is from RefSeq and is a predicted model, not a curated record. The coding region runs from base 9 to 1610 and encodes 533 amino acids. Gene Ontology annotation, biological process: mRNA splicing, via spliceosome. Gene Ontology annotation, cellular component: post-mRNA release spliceosomal complex.
CCGAAGCCAUGUCUGACAAGUUAAAGUUCCUCGUGUUAAAUCCGUCUCCGGCGAAUGUCUCUAAGCUAUUGACCAAAGCCAACGGCUUGCACGCUAAAAACGGUCCCUUUGACGCGGUUUUCCUAUUAGGGGACGCUUUGUCUUGCGAUACUCCCUCCUUGGGACAACUCAACAAGGAUGUACAACUUGUCCCCUCGGUCUAUUUCACUCAGGGUUUGGAAGGCAUGAAUCCUGGGAUUGCCUCUACCGAGCGGUUGGCCGACGUUCAGCCAAACUUGACUUACUUGGGAGAUGUUGGCACUUACAAACUCUCGUCCGGCGUGACUGUUGGUUUCGUCUCUGGGAAGCUCUUAUCGGCUGCUCAUAGUGACAGAGCGGUGAUGAACAAAGUUUUGGACAGAUUUCAGGGGAAGCAGGUUGACAUCUUGCUCACCUACCAGUGGCCCCAGCAGAUGGCGGAUGAGUUAAAGUUGACGUUGAUUGAGUCUAAUACGUUAUUGUCUGAUAUCGUAAAGCUCGCAAAGCCGAGGUAUCACUUUUCUGUGGGGUCCUCCAGUGGUAAAUUUUUUGAGAGAAGUCCGUUCAAAUGGGAUGAUAACGAGAGUAGAAUCACCAGAUUUAUUAGUUUAGGCCAAGAGGGCAGCGCCUCUAAGGAUAAGUGGUUCUAUGCCUUCAACAUGUCUGUCCUCCCAUCAGUCUCCGAAAACCCGCUGAACCUCACAGAGAAUCCGUUCACGAAGCCACAACCCGUCGUCACGUUGAAAAGAGAGUAUGAAGCGGUGGGUGCUGAAACUUCCAAAGAAAUUAAGAGGCCAAAGGUGGUGACCCAGCAAGACUGUUUUUUCUGUCUCUCGAAUCCCAAGCUUGAAACGCACAUGAUUGUGUCCAUCGGCACCCAUGCUUACUUGACCAUUGCUAAGGGUCCAUUGACCAGACCUUCGAACAAUACCGAUUAUCCCGGCUUUAACUUCUCCGGCCAUGCUCUCAUCAUCCCUAUUGCCCAUGUGGCCAACCCACGCCAGCUUUUCAAACCCACUGAAACCAAGAACGUCAUGGAGACCCCGUUAAUGAACGAGAUCCUCCGCUACCAGUUAAGCCUCAUCAAGAUGUUUGCUCAGUUUGGGAUGACGGUAGUUUUUUACGAAAUUAGCAGAGGUUCUGGUGUCCAUUACCACAAUCAGGCCAUCCCUCUCAAAACAGAGUUGUUGGACGUGGAGUUUGAGAAAAAUUUGGUCAAGCAAUGCGACUUCCACAACAGUAAAAUUACCUCCACCAAUUCUAACCACUCCAUGGCCCUGAUGAACUUCACUAAGCAUGAUUCCACUGACGAAGCGGAAAUGGAAGCCAUGACCGAAAUUAUUAACAACAACGACUACGUGCUUAUCAAGUUGGCGUGGUCGGCCCAGAAACAAGUCAACUACUUGUUUCAGUUACCUGCCGAUGGUCUGAGAAUCGACUUCCUGUUUCCGCGUAGAGUCUUGGCCAACGUGUUGAGGUGUCCGAAGCGUACCCAAUGGAUGAAUUGCAAGCAAUCCAUGGGUCAAGAAGCCGAAGAGUGUGACCGUUUCAAGGCCGUAUACAGCGAGUUUGACUUUAACCACAAUCACUAGCCCUGUUGGAAAAAAACAACUUUACCGUUACAAAUUAUUUAGAGGGCUAGGGUCGUAACCAGGCUUAAACAAUUCGUGUAUACCAGAUUAUGUCGCUUUUUGAAACUCAGUCCAAGAAACACAUGUAUUUGUGCAUACUUAUCAGCAGUGCAACUACAAGACUACCGUUUGAAUACACAAAUAUAAGUUAUUAAUAUACGUAAGGAAAG